This is a messenger RNA of Carica papaya (papaya), 2211 nucleotides long. It is a transcript of the gene ABCG10, whose product is annotated as ABC-2 type transporter family protein. Lineage: Eukaryota; Viridiplantae; Streptophyta; Magnoliopsida; Brassicales; Caricaceae. Gene Ontology annotation, biological process: transmembrane transport. The record is from RefSeq and is a predicted model, not a curated record. Gene Ontology annotation, molecular function: ATP binding; ABC-type transporter activity; ATP hydrolysis activity. Gene Ontology annotation, cellular component: membrane.
AGAUAAACAUAAACCAAUGCCUAAAACUGCCUAAAGCCCAUGAAUCCCAAUCCAACAACUCUCUUUACAUUGUUUUCUUUAACUUGUAUAUGUGGGAAACACAAGAGUUUGGUGUGUUAGCUCAUCUCCUUCCUUCUCCUCUUCAUCCUCCUUUACAUUUCUCUUAUACAUAUUUUUUAAUUUCUUCUCUCACGUUAACAUUCUGUUUCUUUUCCCAAUGGAAUUGCCAAUCAAUUUGCCGGUUUCCGGCUGCCGGAAACCUUCAUACAGACUAGAAACUAAGAACCUGUCAUACAGGUUGUGCAGCAAAUUUGACAAGUUCAACAGGGUUUGUUGUGGUUGGUCUAAAGAGAAGGCUGCUAAGUUCAUUUUGAAUGGUGUUAACUUUGAAGCAAGGCCAGGGGAGCUCACGGCGAUUGCUGGUCCUAGUGGAGCAGGCAAAACAACCUUGCUAGAAAUUCUUGCUGGCAAGAUUUCACUUUCACUGUGUCAAGUUUCAGGCCAAGUGCUUGUCAAUAACGGGCCUGUUGAUAGUAACAAUUUUAGGAGGAUAUCAGGGUAUGUUACACAAGAAGAUGACUUGUUUCCUUCACUUACUGUUGAAGAAACGCUGAUGUACAGUGCACUUUUUAGACUACCAGGGGGAAGAAAAGAGGCUGCCAUGAGAGUGAAGUUGUUGAUCAAGGAGCUUGGAUUGGAUCAUGUUGCUGGUUCAAGGAUUGGUGAGGGAUCAAACUGUGGGAUUUCGGGUGGUGAAAGGCGGAGAGUUUCAAUUGGAGUUGAUCUAGUUCAUGACCCUGCUGUUGUCUUGAUCGAUGAACCAACUUCAGGUUUGGAUUCAGCAUCGGCUCUUCAUGUUGUGACACUGCUAAAAUCAAUGGUGGUUAGGCAAGGUAAGACAAUUAUUUUAACCAUCCACCAACCUGGUUUUCGUAUCCUUGAGCAGUUUGACCGAAUUGUUCUUCUCUCUAAUGGGUUUGUUGUUCAUAAUGGAUCAUUGAAUCUUCUUGAAGAGAGACUUAAGCUUGAUGGCCAUCAUAUUCCUCUUCAUGUCAACGUGCUAGAGUUUUCCAUUGAUGUUGUGGAAAGUUUAAGUACACAAAACUCAGAAUCUCUAAAUAAGCAGUGUUUCAAAGAUAUGAAAAACGAUAGGGAAAAUCACAAAUUGAAGAUUGCCUACUUCAUUAAUCCCACAGAAAAAUAUCUUUCCUACACCAACACAAGAGUUGAGGAGGUGCUAAUCCUAGGACAAAGAUUUUGCAGCAACAUUUUCAGAACCAAGCAACUUUUCGCAACAAGAGUUAUCCAAGCCUUGUUAGCCGGAUUGGUACUUGGAACCAUUUACUUAAAUGUGGGCAAUGAUAAAGGAAAUGUAGCUCUACAGACCCGAAUUGGUUUUUUUGCCUUCAGCCUCACCUUCUUGUUAUCUUCUACAACAGAAGGCCUACCAAUUUUCUUGAAGGAGAGAAGAAUUCUGAUAAGAGAAACUUCAAGAGGUGCUUAUAGAGUUUCUUCUUACGUCUUAGCCAACACUUUCGUUUUCCUUCCCUUCCUUCUGAUGAUUGGCCUCCUGUUCAGCACCCCAGUUUACUGGCUAGUUGGAUUGAGAAAAGAACUUUAUGCAUUUCUUUAUUACUCUAUGGUUGUUUGGCUGGUUCUUUUGAUGUCCAACUCUUUCGUAGCAUGUUUCAGUGCUCUCGUGCCAAACUUCAUCAUGGGAACAUCCGUGAUUGCAGGCCUCAUGGGAUCUUUCUUCCUCUUCUCUGGGUACUUUAUAGCCAAGGAUAAGAUACCAAAUUACUGGAUUUUCAUGCACCACUUGAGCUUAUUUAAGUACCCUUUUGAGUGUUUCAUGAUAAAUGAGUAUGGGGGAGAGCAAGGCAAGAUGAGGUGCUUAGAGUUCCUGGAAGAAGAAUGCAGUUUAUAUGGAAGCGAGUUCUUAAGGCAGCAAGACCUAAACCAGUUACAGAAAUGGAGCAAUUUAGCUGUGAUGACAGGUUUCAUAAUUGGAUACAGAGUGCUCUGUUUUUUAAUUUUGUGGUGUAGAUGCUAUAGAACAAGAAACUAGACACAGAGACCCAGUGUUAUAAUAUGCCGCUCUACUUUUUCUACUUCCUUUUCCCCUUUGUUCUUUCUUCAAAUGAUUCUAUUCAAUUAUCUAUAGAAUAAUCAGACCAGUAGAUAAAUGUAAUUUGGUUAGAAAUUCUUGCC